ACUGUCAAUCCCUUCUCAAUGUAUCCUGAUUUUCUGGCAAAAUUGUAUUUGAUGGACCUUGAAAAUUGCCUUGAAAAUGCCAAGGUGUCCUGGGUUGUCAGUCACUUUGUGCAAUGGAGGGUUUCUGACUGUCAUGCAGUGAUUCUAUCCUUAUCUUGCAACUGA
Messenger RNA from Suillus subaureus, 165 nucleotides. RefSeq lists its product as uncharacterized. Lineage: Eukaryota; Fungi; Basidiomycota; Agaricomycetes; Boletales; Suillaceae. The annotation marks the transcript as partial. The record is from RefSeq and is a predicted model, not a curated record. The transcript has a single exon.